GACCUCUUCUGGCGGCGGCCACUCGGCGUCGCGCGCAUGCCCGGGAGGGGCGGACCGCUCUUCCUGCGAGGCGGCGGCACCGACGCCGCUGCUGGGCCCAAGAUGGACCUCCCAGCCCUGCUCGCCGCCCCGGCCGCGCGCGGAGGCCAACAUGGCGGCGGCGGCCCCGGUCGGCUACGCCGCGGCCCGGGGCCGCCCCUGAGCGCGGGCCCGGGCCGCCGCCGCCUGCUGCUGCUGCGGGGCCCGGAAGAUGGCGGGCCCGAGCCGCGGCGUGAGGAGGCCCCGGGGCCCAGCCCGCCGCCCCCCGAGGACGGCGGCGACGCCUUCGUGGUGCUGCUGGAGGUGGCGCGCGGCGCCGCCGCCGAGGCCCCGGGAAGGCGGGAAGCCGAGCCCAGCCCGGGCGCGAGCCCCGCCGGCCGCCCCGAGCCGCCGGGCCCUGGCGCCGGCCCGGCCGCCGCUCCCGGCGCGGCCCUCGCCGGCGCCGUCGCCCUCGACCGCCGGGACCUGCUCGUGCGUCUCGAUCGCGGCGUCUUCACGCUGGCGCCGCCGCCGCCCGCGCCGGGACCGCCCGCGCCGCGCCCGCCCGCGCCCCCGGGCCCCGCCGCCGCCGGCCGCCGCGCGCCCACGGGCUACCGCUGCCCCGAGCCGCAGUGCGCGCUGGCCUUCGCCAAGAAGCAGCAGCUGCAGGUGCACCUGCUGACGCACGGCGGCCCCCAGGCGCGCCGGCCCUUCAAGUGCCCGCUGGACGGCUGCGGCUGGGCCUUCACCACCUCCUACAAGCUCAAGCGACACCUGCAAUCGCACGACAAGCUGCGCCCGUUCGGCUGCCCCGUGGGCGGCUGCGGCAAGAAGUUCACCACCGUGUACAACCUCAAGGCGCACAUGCGCGGCCACGAGCAGGAGAGCCUCUUCAAGUGCGAGGUGUGCGCCGAGCGCUUCCCCACGCACGCCAAGCUCAGCUCGCACCAGCGCAGCCACUUCGAGCCCGAGCGGCCCUACAAGUGCGACUUUCCCGGCUGCGAGAAGACCUUCAUCACCGUGAGCGCCCUCUUCUCCCACAGCCGCGCGCACUUCAGGGAGCAGGAGCUCUUCCCCUGCUCCUUCCCCGGGUGCAGCAAGCAGUACGACAAGGCCUGCCGCCUCAAGAUCCACCUGAGAAGCCACACAGGUGAAAGGCCAUUUAUAUGUGACUCGGACAGUUGCGGCUGGACCUUCACCAGUAUGUCCAAACUCCUGAGGCAUAAAAGGAAACACGACGAUGACCGGAGGUUCACCUGCCCCGUGGAAGGCUGCGGCAAGUCCUUCACCCGCGCAGAGCACCUGAAAGGGCACAGCAUCACCCACCUGGGCACCAAGCCCUUCGAGUGCCCCGUGGAAGGGUGCUGUGCCAGGUUCUCCGCUCGCAGCAGUCUCUACAUUCACUCCAAGAAGCACCUCCAGGACGUGGGUGCUCCCAAAAGCCGCUGCCCGGUGUCCAGCUGCAACAGACUCUUCACCUCCAAGCACAGCAUGAAGGCGCACGUGGUGCGGCAGCACAGCCGGCGCCAAGACCUGGUCCCUCCCCUGGAGGCGCCAAGUUCGCUCACCCCCAGCAGCGAGCUGAGUGGCCCCGGGCAGAGCGAGCUCAGCAGCCUGGACCUGGCCGCCCUCUUCUCGGAGCCACCUGCCAGCGGAGGUGCCGCAGCCGCGGGGUCGGAGGAGGCCCUGAGUUCUGGAAUCCUCACCAUCGACGUCACCUCCGUGAGCUCGUCCCUGGGAGGGACCCUGCCAGCCAACAGCAGCUCCUUGGGGCCCAUGGAUCCCCUGGUCCUGGUGGCCCACAGUGACCUUCCUCCAAGUCUGGAGAGCCCCCUCAUCCUGGGGACAGCGGCCACAGUGCUCCCGCCAGGCAGCUUCAGCGUGGAGGACGUGCACGCGGUGACCACGGGACCCGUGGGCUGCCUGGUGGCCCUGCCCGUGGGCCAGGACCCGGGGGCUUUGUCCUCCAGUGGCAACUUAGCAGCACACGCCACCACCGCGGCCUGCACCAGCGCCUCCGAGCCACCAGCCCCCGCCAAGGUGGAGAGGGACCCGCCUGUGGCCCCACAGCAGGCAGACCAUGUGCCACCCCCGCCCGCGUCCUGCAGCCCCCCAGAGCAGCACAGUGCCCGGGACACAGAGCCCGCUGCCGGCCCCGGCGGCCUCUACCUGCUGUGUGACGUUGGGCUCCCUCGUGUCCCUGAGUACAAAUGGUGUGUGGUGACUGGGCCCCAGGAAAGUGGGGGCUCAGCAAGAACUGAUUCCCGGGCCGUGCAGCUAGCCCAGAAAAAAAAGGAAGGAGCGGCCCGCCGUGCAGGAGUCCCCAAAUCCACUCAGAGGAAACUCAGAGAUGGCCAAUGUGGGCCUCCCUGCCUCCAGGGAGGCCAAAGCAGCUGUCCACGUGGGAGCCUCCCCGGGCCUCUCGGAGGUCCACCAGGGUCUGCUCUGACAGCCGGGCUCCAGUGCGUCCAGGUUCCGGUCCUGCAGCCCGUCUCCCUGCASCUCUGCAAGCUCUUACCUCGGUCAGGACUGGCGCACCAGGAUGAUCCCUCGGGUGAAGGAGCCCUGCCUCUGGCCCUCAGUCCCCAGCCCUCGGCCUUCCACCCCUGCUUCACCCUGGAUUUGCCUGUCUACGUCCUCCAGGAGGCCCCUACAGACCCCGGAGGCACUGCCAGGCCAGUGGCUGCACAGGCCCCAGGAAGCACCAUCAACCUCAGGGACCUGCAGUGACCCGCCCUCUGGAGCAAGUCCAGGCUGCGCUUCCCCAGGUGACACCGAUGACAUGGGACGGGGGCUCAGAGGCCCCGCYUGGUGUCCACCCAGAAGCCUCGCCUCGUUCUUCAGAGACUUUGGGUCCAUUUAUCAAAAACUUUUAUUUCCAUCAGGAACCAUCUGGGCCGAACUUUUUGACAUUGUCCUGACGGGGAGGUGCCUGGUGUGUGUGGCUGCCUGUCCCAGGUCCCAGUGGAUCUCAGUUUGUAAUCGUUGCAUCAAAAGGAAAAAAAAAAAAAAAAAAA
Messenger RNA from Urocitellus parryii (Arctic ground squirrel), 3035 nucleotides. The record is from RefSeq and is a predicted model, not a curated record. NCBI's taxonomy places the organism in Eukaryota, Metazoa, Chordata, Mammalia, Rodentia, Sciuridae.